This is a messenger RNA of Cryptotermes secundus, 5550 nucleotides long. It is a transcript of the gene ana3, whose product is annotated as rotatin. The transcript has 16 exons. NCBI's taxonomy places the organism in Eukaryota, Metazoa, Arthropoda, Insecta, Blattodea, Kalotermitidae. The record is from RefSeq and is a predicted model, not a curated record. Gene Ontology annotation, biological process: centriole replication; centriole-centriole cohesion; ciliary basal body organization. Gene Ontology annotation, cellular component: centrosome; ciliary basal body; centriole. The annotation marks the transcript as partial.
CCAUGUACCUGUACAGUGGAGAUGACAGGUUACGGCCGGAUUCUUCAGUGCUUCUAUGUCUGCUUCUGUACAGUGAUUUCAUAUUGUCAGAGCCUGAGCCGAUUGGCAGUAGCUCCCCAUGGCAUCGCUUCUCCCUUCCUGAGCUGGUAGCUCAGCACAUGAGACUUCCAUUUCUCUGCCACACACAUUGGCAUAGUAGCCCGCACACGCAGACCUCAGUAAGAAGAGACCUGCUGAAGCAAGAAGACUGUCAUGCAUUGCUUCGACUCUGUUGGAACAUGGAGUGGUUUGGUGGCUUGGAGGUGGUCCUUAGUUGGUCUGAAGUGCCAUCUAGUGACAAGAUGCUCUCUGGGUUUGCUCAGGAGCUUAGGCUGUUGGCUUCAGACUUGAGGUGCUUGAAGGCAGCAGCUUUGGAUCACAGAUGCAAGCAGUACCUGUAUGAUAUUCAGAAUGCUACCACACAUCAAGCAGUAGAGAAAUCUCUUGCUUCUAUAUCUGGGUACCUUGCAUUUCAUGUAUUGAUCAGUGGAAGAGGGAAUUGCCAAUUGAAAUCAACAUCAAACUUCUUUGGUACAUCUCAGCUCGAAUCAUCUGGUUGGUGGCAUGAUUUGCCAUGGGCUGAGACUUUUAAAAGGUUCUUAGGAAUACCUCCAGGCUGCGCAGAAGAUGAGCAGUUGCUUGUUUCUAUACUGAAGUUGUUGCGACUGUACCUGAAUGUGUGCUGGAGCUCGGAAGGAGGUGCAGGAGAACUGAAACACCAAAGCUGCUGGGUUACAAAUAUUCUCAAGGAUGCAAUCCAACCAUUGCCAAACCUGCUGGUGAGAUUAGCCGAUGUACCUGCUGGAUCAGACAGUCACAGUGUGGUAUUGAAAGAGCUGUGUCGAGAAAUACUGCAGUUGGUCCAGGAAUGCUCAGCACGUGAGAGGAAGUUAGAGGAUUUUGGAAGAGCAGGGGUGAAGAAGACCCCUGAAGGAAAUGCAAACAGUCUGUCAUUAUCUUGGAUCCAUAUAAUCCGUGUGGUUACAGAGAAUCUUACCUUGAGUGACACACAACAUUUUUAUAACCUAGCCUACCUGGACUGGAUGUUGUCAUGCUUGGCACAGCUUACAAGUGUACCAAAUUGGGGCGAUCAUGCAGGUGGCAGCACUCGUCAACUUUGGGGUGAACUCAUCUCAUGUCUGACAGAACUAGUGACUGCAUUUCACUGUUGUAAAGGAGGGGACAGCCAAGCCUCAUUCAUGGGUCUCAGCAUCACGCGCAGUGCGAUUCUGUGUAUGAACCAUCUGCUGUGCGACAUGCAGCUUAGCACGACCACCAAGGGCUGGGAGGCAGUAUGGCUGUGCUCUCUAGGUGCAGAGAGUCACGCAGCGGGGCACCCAAACUUGUCCUGGUUACCUCCAUUAUGGUCAAGUCGUGAUCCAGUUGUUCGUUCUGCUGCCCUGCAGUUAGUUGCUGGAUUGUGUUCCUCUCGCCAGGGCUGUGCACAGCUGCUGCCUGGACUUCCCUCAAUAGCAGGCAGCAUCUGGAGUGUGGGUCUCAGCAUCAUGCUGGAACAUGACGAAGCAUGCCUUGUGAGGGAGCAGGCUGCGGUUCUGCUGACUAACCUGAGCAGUCACAGCAUCUCGACAUCUGGAGGAGGUGCCAUGCUCAGCCUAUGCCACACAGCAGUGAAUUCUGAAGAGGUGCCAGUGACUGGUGUCCAAGCAGUUCAAUUGCUUCUGACUCAGUGCAACUUCUAUGGAGAAGUGGCUACAGUUUUGUCACGGCUAUAUCUGGGUAGCACCGUGAAUCCAAGUGGAACUAAUGGCACAUGUGGCUGGACUGUUGAGCGUUCGUCUCGUCAACAUGCACCACCUGAGGCAGGAUUGCAGCCCGGUCAGCGGGCAGUGGUUUACACUGGCAACACUGAUAGCAGAUCUUCCAAUGAACACCAAGUGAAUGCAGAUUCCUCAGCACCGACAGAAAGUGUGACUGAUGGCAGUUCACAGCUGGAGCCUCAUGUUAAGACAACACCAGGUCUUGUGAAGGCCGUGUGUUGGCUAAUGGUGAACCUAUUGGCUCUGAGUCCUGAUGAUGCGCUUCAGCACAUUACCAGAUUUGGCUUAGUCAGACUGUUAUUCAGUUGCCUAGUGGCCGGUGUUCCCCAGCAGCAAGGACAUGGUGGUAACAUGCUACUGUAUGUGGACAUUCUGGAAAUGUGCACUGCAGUGUGCUCUGUCCUGUCGAAGUGUGUCUUGCUAGACGAAGUGUGUCACAGAACAGUUCUCCACACACACAACUGUGUGUGUUGUUUGCUCGCUCUGCUCGAUCCUGGUACAUACUCAAUACAGUCUCCUCAACUGGCUUUUCUACGCAAUCGAUUGUGGACUGAGAUAUUUCAUCUGUUCUCUGCCCUCCUGUCAAGGAAACAAGGUUUUGAAGCAGUACAGGAUGCCCUGUAUCUUCGUGGACCAUGGCCAUUCUUCACUACACUUGCAACAGCUAUUCAGAAUGACCUGUCAACAAACCUGCGAUAUUCAGCCCUUACAUCACUCACUUCAUUGCUUUCGCAUGAGAUCAGAAUGAGAUCAGUGCCAGAAGAGUUUCGCUCUGUGCAGGAUCUUCUGGAUGGUGACUUCCCUGUCCUAGAACAGGAUUGCCACACAAAUCACAAUAAACUGUUGAAACAGUUUGGACAUACACAUCGUGACCAGUAUGAAGCUGCUUGUCAGAAUGAACAACUCGAUCACAGGAACAUGUCUGAAUUGGAGGAACACAUGUCCUCUGCCUCUACACAAGAGGAAUUGUCUCCUCAAAAUCAGACCGCUGCCAGUAAGAGUAAGUGUGAUUCUGGUACAAGUGUAACAGGUCACAAGGAUCAGAAUGUAGGUCAUUUCUUUUCUUCAAGCGAAUCUAAAGGGAAACUGAUCUCAGAAACAAGUAGGUCUGCAUCUGUCAGAGGAGAGCCUGUCACUUCAAGAACAGAUGGAGAAACUGCACAGAAUCAAACAGUUGGCGGAGAACUGUGCAAUUCACUUCUACGUCUCUAUGAAAUACACAAUCUUCCACAAGGCUCUGGGGACAAGGGCAUUGGCAUUAAAGCCAAAAAUUUGGUUACGAGUGCCCUUUCAAGUCUUUUGGCAGUGUCUGGAGAAGCAAAGAAGGCAGCACUGAAACAAGGUCUGCUUGAGAUGUUAGUAGUGCAACUUCGAGAAUUGCACGUAAAGUUGAGCAUAGAGUCUGCUGAGACCCUGCGUCGGAUGAGUGAUAAGAAGAGGGUGUGUCCUGUAUUGAGGGAUGUGGGCGUCAUAUUUGCCAUGCUGACCAACUUCCUUAGUGCUGAUGGUGAUGUGAAACUGGUUGCAGCUGAGUUAGGCUUGUCUGAUGUAGUCCAUAAAUUGUGGGUUUGGUGCUGUGCGGUAUCAAGCCUCUUAGAAGGAGCUUUGAAAAUGUUGUCCACAUUUACUACAGCAUGCCUCUCAGCCACACAGUCACUUGUGCUGACUACGACAGUUCCUGGUGUAGGACUCCGGAAAACACCAAGUUCACUCUCUUUACUGCAUGAAAUUGUGAGCCUUAUUCAUAGAGAGAUGGAGAUAACAAAUCGUGUUCCUGAAUCUGCAGUUCUCAGCUUGGCAUUUCAACUGCUGACAAACUCAUGUCAGUCUCAAGAAUGUAGAAAUGUUAUUGCCAAGAGCAACUUGUUCCAGUGUCUUCCAAAGCUUCAUCCAUCAGUCACCAAGAAACAGAAGCAGUGGGAGGCAGUGGAGCUGAUGUGGCUUGGAUUUAUGUCAGAUUUCACUUUGCAUGCAGAGGGACAGCUGGCAGUUCCCAAGAUUACAGAUGCACUGGAUCUUCUCAUAAUGCUGACAGCAAGUUCCAAAACAGCAAUUAAAAUGGCUGCAUUAUGUGUUCUGCGAAACAUUUCAUUUCAUCAGUUAAACCGUCCAAGGCUGUUAGGCUCAGGUGACUUCCUGCAAGUGUUGCAUCAGAAGCUCAGUGAUGGAAGCCUGGAGGAGAAGAGAAUGGUAGCAUGCAUGGUGUGGGCGCUCGUAGCCAAUAAUCAAAAAGGAAAACUUAUAAUAAAGUGUUCAGGAAUUGAUAUAAAACUUCAGGAAAGCCUUAAUCAACUUCGUCUUCUUUCCAGUAGUGAAGAUACCGAAACUGAUGAAGGAAUUCAUAUCAUAAGCAAUGUCCUUCAAAUUAUUCAUGGUGACAACAGUACAGCAAGAAGGCGAUGAUGCUGCUGCAUAUUUUAAUUUGAUGACAGUAUUGUGCUGUGUCACAGCAGCUGUCGUCAUCAUCAUCAUCCUCAUCUCCUUCUCCUUUGACAGUUGUACUCUAUUGGUCACUCAACCUGCCUCUGUCUUCCCAUGUUCCUUCUUUCUUUCUUUCUGUGUGACAUUUCUUGACAUAUUGCUCCCACCUUGAUCUUGGGCUUUGUCUGUGUAAUCUGUUUUAAUUAACAUGAGGAUGAGAAUCUUCGAGAUAUGAACAAUAAGGAAGAUGAUGCCUCUGAAAGAUAGUAAUGUAUGCACUAGAUUCUGUGCAAGGGAAUAAUGAUAUGCAAGAAUGAAAAAAUGUGCUGUUUUGGAGUGGUUUUAAUUAGUAGUCAUGUAAGGUGUUAGCAUGUUUAAACACUGUGCUUUGAAGUUAAACUUAUUUGACAACCUCUGCUGUUUCUGAGUAUUUCAACCCAUUGUAUAUUAAUAACAAUCCUAAACAGUGGGCAGAAAGGACAAAGGGCCACUCCAUGCAUCUGAAUUGAUCUUUGCCAGGCAGUUCUAGUGGUAUGCAUUUUUGGGCAUGUGAAUAGGAUUUGAAAGCCAUGAAGUGCAUCUCUUAAGGAAGAUAUGAAUGGUCUAAGUAAUAUUGUGUUGUACAUCAAUACUGGCUGGCUUCAGGUUCAGCCUGAACUUCAAAACUCACAUUAAAUUAUCAGUCUGUAGGUUUGAAAUUUUGGUUCCAUUAUACAGAGUUAUUUUUUAAUAUUUCUUUGAUAUCCUUUGACUUGCAAACUACUUUCUAAAUACUUUUAUAACUAUGCAGUCCCAGAAAAUGUAAAUAAUUUGGAACAGAAACUUUACAACCCCCAAAUGAAGAAAAGAGAUAGCCAUGAAACAUAUUAUAAAUCAGUACAAGAUUUCAUAACUUUUAUGUAUUUGUUCAUGACUCUUUUCCAUUACAACUUUCAGUAUUAUAUUACAGUAAUUCUGCCACGCAGUAAUGCAAGAAAUUAUUUUAAUUUUUUUGGUCUUUUAAUAUACGAGUAUUCUGUAUUUUUUUUAACUCAAUAAAUAUGAAACAAACCCUUCUACAUCUCGUUGUCCUAAUGUAUUUCCUUGACAUCCAUCUUAAUGUUAUCCCAGUUUUCUUUGUGGACUACCGAAUGGAUGUUUCCUCUGUAAGCACUGACACCUCCUGUCUUGUAGAGACUUCAGACAUUUCAAGUACCAAUUGCCAUUUUCUUCAAAUGUCACUAGGUCAAUCCACAGAAAUCCAUUCAAUUCUAUAAGUUGUAUGAAAGCUGAAGAUUUGUAUACUGUGGGAUGUAAUGCUGUGUAGUUUAGU